AUGGAGCGCAUCAGGCUCAUGAAGGAGCGUGCCUUGGCCGACGCCGCGCGCAGCCAGGACAACGUGCUGAUGACCCAGGGCCAGCAGCAGCCAGCCGCUGCGUCGGCCCCGGUGCUGGUGCCCCGAGUCAGGCUCGACUCCCGCGGCGGCGGCGGCGGUGAGGGCAGCCGAGAGGGGUCUUCGCCGGUGGAGGAGUUCUCCCUCCUGGAGGCGGUUGAGGAGGCGACCAUCAACAAGAGCGCCGCCCAGAUGAUCAAGCCUGGAAGUCCUCGCCUCUCGCACACGCGCUCGCUGCUCGAGGUUGUAUCCCCGCGCUCUCGGCGCGGAGGUGACUCGCCACCAGCGAUGGUGGCGCUGCCGGCCACCGGUGUCCUGUCGCCGGCGCACGUGCGGGUGUCGCCCCGUCGGAGAGACGACUCGCCAAGCGCGAAGGAGCAAGCGGCACCGGCACCGAACGGCAAUGGCCGGGAUACGACCAUCGGCACGAAGAACGAAGCUACGCACGGAAGGAGACCAAAAGAAUGA
This is a messenger RNA of Acanthamoeba castellanii str. Neff, 525 nucleotides long. RefSeq lists its product as uncharacterized. The transcript has 2 exons. The record is from RefSeq and is a predicted model, not a curated record. NCBI's taxonomy places the organism in Eukaryota, Discosea, Longamoebia, Acanthamoebidae. Bases 1 to 525 code for a protein of 174 amino acids.